GUUGAUGAGCUGCUUCAUGGUACCAAUAAAGCCUGAUUGCAUCGAUUUGGUUUUGUCAACUCUAAACCAAUCCUGCAACCCCGAGUUUGUUCAACUACCAUCAUGGUACAGGCCCCUGGAAGACAAUUCACACUGAAGAAACGCGAUGUAAACAAAGGAAUAACCAUCGAUAUUACAACGUUAUUGUUUCUUUGGACAACAAAUGCUCUAUGGGAUGUUAUUCAGUGGACCCUCAGCUUUCCAUUCAAGUUGGAAAUUUUUGCGGUGGAUGCGCGUAUGACUCGUUAUUACUACAAUAAUGUCUGAUGGAGCUGAUUGAAAACAAGGAUUUUCCAGAAAGAAAAAGCCUGAUAGAGAAUCGAAGACUAGAGAUCUGCCAGGAGUUGCUGCAAGGACUUCAGGAACUGCAUUCAUAUGGAAUUUUGCACAGAGACCUGAAGCCUGAAAAUAUUUUGUUUGAUAUCAACAAUAAACUGUACAUCGCAGACUUUGGAGUAAGCAGAAAACUGGAUCUGGCACAAACCACACUGCUCUCUCAAAUGGCUGGAUCUUUUUCUUGGUCAAGUUAUGAAGAUGUUGGAGGCAUGCAAUACAAGUACAAGAAAGAAUCAGAUAUCCAGGUAGCAGGAUGCUUGGUGAAUUACAUCCUGACGGACGGGCAACACCCCUAUCAGACAACUACACCCUACUCCAAGGAUCCAGUUGGACUAUCUCAAAAUGUCAGAAUGGGUAACUUCGCUCUUCAAUGUGAAGAAAGAUGGAUAAGACAAAAAGAUAUUAUUAGCAGAAUGCUGUCUAAAUCGAUUGAAGAACGCCCCACCAUUGAGGAAUGCCUUCAGUCUUUCACAUGUUUCGAACACCAGUCUGAUUACACUGGAACCACAAACAACUUUAGCAAUGUGAAUGAAAAUGAAGUAAGACAGAACCCAUACAGCGGAUUGCUGUCCCCAAACAUCAGAUGA
Molecule: messenger RNA, 962 nt
Organism: Xyrauchen texanus (razorback sucker)
Lineage: Eukaryota; Metazoa; Chordata; Actinopteri; Cypriniformes; Catostomidae
Product: probable serine/threonine-protein kinase ireA
Exons: 6
Coding region: 306-962 (218 amino acids)
Biological process (GO): protein phosphorylation; IRE1-mediated unfolded protein response; intrinsic apoptotic signaling pathway in response to endoplasmic reticulum stress
Cellular component (GO): IRE1-TRAF2-ASK1 complex
Molecular function (GO): protein serine/threonine kinase activity; ATP binding; RNA endonuclease activity
Source: RefSeq, a predicted model, not a curated record